AUGGAGAUGAGUGGGUUACUGUGUGCGGUGGGUUUCACAGUUUUGUUUGGUGGGAUGGUUGCUUUGUUUGGGUUGAUCAAGAAUGUGAAUGUUUGGUUAUAUGAAACCAAAUUGGGUGAGAAAAGGUUUAACCUCCCUCCAGGCGAUCUGGGUUGGCCUUUCAUUGGUAAUAUGUGGACUUUCCUCAGAGCUUUCAAGUCCAAUGAUCCUGAUUCCUUCUUCGUCAGCUAUUACAACAGAUAUAGUCGAAUCCCUGGAGUUUACAAAGCCUACAUGUUUGGAAACCCAUGUAUCAUGGUUACAGCACCUGAACCUGCAAAACAAGUCUUGAUGGAUGAUGAAAAUUUCGGAGCCGGUUGGCCUAAAGCCACUCUUGAAUUGAUUGGAAAGAAAUCCUUCAUAGGCAUCUCCGACGAAGAACAUAAGCGUCUCCGGAAGCUAACUGCAGCUCCUGUCAAUGGCCAUGAAGCAUUAUCUGUUUACAUGAAGUAUAUUGAGGAAACUGCAGUGUCUUCCCUGGAGAAAUGGUCUGGUAUGGGUGAAAUUGAGUUCUUGACAGAGCUCAGAAGGUUCACUUUCAGGAUAAUUAUGUACAUUUUCCUUGGCACCGAGAGCGAACAAAUUAUGACAGAUCUAGAGAAGGAAUAUACUGCUCUUAACCAUGGAGUCAGAGCCAUGGCCAUUGAUAUCCCCGGAUUCGCGUAUCAUAAAGCACUCAAGGCUCGGAGAAAACUGGUAGCUGUUUUUCAAUCUGCUGUGAAUGAAAGAAGGCAGAGGAAAGCUGGUGGUAUUUCUGAUCCCGGCAGGAGGAAAGACAUGAUGGAUGCUCUGCUAGAUGUCAAAGAUGAAAAGGGCAGAGAAUUGAAUGAUGAGGAGAUUAUUGAUGUUCUUCUCAUGUACUUAAAUGCUGGCCAUGAAUCUUCCGGCCACAUCACGAUGUGGGCAACUCUCUUCCUCCAACACCACCCAGAAGUAUUCAAGAAAGCAAAGGUGGAGCAAGAGGAGAUUGUAAAGAAUCGACCACCUGGGCAGAAGGGAUUGACACUAAAGGAAGUCAGACAAAUGGAUUAUCUUUCUAAGGUGAUCGAUGAAACUCUGCGUAUCAUUAAUAUCUCACUAGUGGUUUUCCGGGAGGCCAGAAAAGAUAUGAAUUUGAGUGGUUACCUUGUACCCAAGGGAUGGAAAGUUUUGGUCUGGUUCAGGACUGUUAAUUUGGAUCCUGAAAUUUAUCCUAAUCCAAAGGAAUUCAAUCCAUCCAGAUGGGAUGAUUACAUACCAAAACCAGGAACUUUCCUUCCCUUUGGAGCAGGAAACAGGCUUUGCCCUGGAAAUGAUCUUGCAAAGCUAGAGAUCAGUAUUUUUCUCCACCAUUUUCUCCUCAAUUAUCAGCUCGAACGGCUUGAUCCAGCAUCUUCACUGAGGUACUUACCUCAUACAAGGCCUGCAGACAAUUGCCGAGCAAGAAUUGAGAAAGUCUCAUCACCAGCUGUGUAAACAGAGGGAUAUUAUACUAUCAUAUCAGUAUAAUGUUACUCUGAUUCCAGAAAUAAAUGAGCUUUAAACAUUUUACUAUCAUCAUCAU
This is a messenger RNA of Telopea speciosissima, 1582 nucleotides long. Its product is annotated as ent-kaurenoic acid oxidase 2-like. Gene Ontology annotation, biological process: brassinosteroid biosynthetic process; multicellular organism development; brassinosteroid homeostasis. Lineage: Eukaryota; Viridiplantae; Streptophyta; Magnoliopsida; Proteales; Proteaceae. Gene Ontology annotation, cellular component: endoplasmic reticulum. Bases 1 to 1494 code for a protein of 497 amino acids. The record is from RefSeq and is a predicted model, not a curated record. Gene Ontology annotation, molecular function: ent-kaurenoic acid monooxygenase activity; heme binding; iron ion binding. The transcript has 8 exons.